Messenger RNA from Cooperia oncophora, 252 nucleotides. NCBI's taxonomy places the organism in Eukaryota, Metazoa, Nematoda, Chromadorea, Rhabditida, Trichostrongylidae. The record is from the annotation of a GenBank genome assembly.
ACCCCCGUGACGCCUGAAUCAUUUCGAGCCUGGAAGGAAAGGUUUGAUAAGGAACGGAGAGCGCUCGUUGAGAAGAAGGAAAAGGAACGUGAAGCAGCGCUAGCUGGUAAAUUGACUGGACGGCAGUUAUUCUUGAAGGAUGCGACGUUAAGUCUUUCCGAUGUGGCGCUGAUCGAGCAAAGUGUGGAGAUAGACGAAUCAUUGUUCGAUGAGGAAAUCGAUGGACUCGAGCUCGAUUCGGAUGAGGACUAA